Messenger RNA from Malania oleifera, 1138 nucleotides. RefSeq names its product DNA-directed RNA polymerase V subunit 5A. Bases 209 to 892 code for a protein of 227 amino acids. NCBI's taxonomy places the organism in Eukaryota, Viridiplantae, Streptophyta, Magnoliopsida, Santalales, Ximeniaceae. Gene Ontology annotation, molecular function: DNA-directed RNA polymerase activity; DNA binding. The transcript is spliced from 4 exons. Gene Ontology annotation, biological process: DNA-templated transcription. The record is from RefSeq and is a predicted model, not a curated record.
GCUCAUUAACAUUGAUCACUGAUAUUUCAUUUCCGCCACGUGGGAAAAACAAGUAUCUCCUUGACGUUGCUGUAUCACCGCGGGUAACGAACGACAACCCGUUUCUCUUUCCGGUUAGCGAUCCGGGUUCAAGCCGUAAGGGCAAGACGCACGCCCGGCGUUCUCUCUCCUGGCGGUCUCAGUACUCCGUAGAGCGAGAGAGAGAGAGAUGGAGGUGGAUGGGCUCGGCGGGGAUGUGAAUGGGGCAGUGUACGGGAGGUGCUUGAGCAGCUUCGUGGACGAAGGGAGCGCUGAGAGCCACAGGUACUACCUAGCUCGGAGAACUGCGUUGGAGAUGCUGAAGGACAGAGGCUACGCCGUUCCCGACUCCGAAAUCGACCUCUCUCUCCACCAAUUCCGAUCCAAUUACGGCCAGAAGCCCGACAUCGACCGCCUUCGCAUCUCCACUUCUCUCCGGUCCGACCCCUCCAAGAAAAUUCUGGUCAUUUUCUGUGGGCCUGAGGUGGUAAAAGUAAAUACAAUCCGCCGAAUUGCAACUCAAAUUGUUAAUAAAGACAGUCUAAAGCGGCUGAUCUUAAUAUUGCAAAAUCAAAUAACAAACCAAGCUCUCAAAGCUGUGGAUAUUUUCUCCUUCAAAGUAGAGAUGUUCCAAAUUACCGACUUGCUUGUUAAUAUUACAAAACACGUGUUAAAGCCAAAGCAUCGAAUUUUGACCAACAAGGAGAAAGAGAGGCUUUUAAAGAAGUACAGUUUGGAAGAGAAGCAGCUUCCUCGAAUGCUGGAGAAGGAUGCGAUUGCUCGAUAUUAUGGGCUUGAGAAAGGGCAGGUGGUGAAAGUUACUUACAGCGGUGAAAUUACGGGAUCACAUGUUACUUACAGAUGCGUUUGGUGAUGCCCUUUUUGUGUUUUCACUUUCACAUUUCACCCAGUGCCCAAUGCAUAUGUAGCAGAAUGUUUUGCCCUUCUCUUUUUUUUUCUUGCGCCAGGCCAGGGACAUUUCACUCUCUCUGAUUGUGUGAACUGUGUACCAACUUGCUGCUGCAUGCUCUAUGAAUAUUGUGGAUUCAGCGAGAGUAAACUAGUUUUACUGUUAUGUUCACAUGUGAACAUCAAUAUUACUUUCUGUUUGAUUUCGAAA